Messenger RNA from Tachysurus vachellii, 1651 nucleotides. It is a transcript of the gene pard6ga, whose product is annotated as par-6 family cell polarity regulator gamma a. Bases 160 to 1389 code for a protein of 409 amino acids. Lineage: Eukaryota; Metazoa; Chordata; Actinopteri; Siluriformes; Bagridae. Gene Ontology annotation, biological process: centrosome cycle; regulation of cellular localization; establishment or maintenance of cell polarity. Gene Ontology annotation, cellular component: nucleus; cell cortex; apical plasma membrane. The record is from RefSeq and is a predicted model, not a curated record. The transcript has 3 exons. Gene Ontology annotation, molecular function: protein kinase C binding.
AGAUCAGAGCUCAUUAAUUCCUUGGGGAAAUGAUGGCAUCAUAGAUAUUUACAUGCUCCUCCUCAGCACAUUAGACAACUACCAGUGCUGCUUUUCCUGUAUCCUGAAUUGUAGGAAUUCUCUGGUUAUAGCUUUUAAGGAUCCGCUUAUAAAGGAAAAAUGAUACGAAGUUUGGGCAAAUUGUCAGGUUGGCACAGCCACUCGGUUGUUGAAGUGAAAAGCAAAUUUGGUGCAGAAUUUAGGAGAUUUUCUCUGAAUUGCUAUGAGCCUGGUGUGUUUAAGGACUUUCAUCAGUUUAUCCUGAACCUACACCAGCUGUUUGCCACAAAAAUCUACAUCAGCUAUGCAGAUGUACAUGGAGACUUACUGCCGAUAAAUAAUGAUUAUAAUUUCUAUAAAGCAGUUUCUACUGCACAGCCACUACUUCGCAUCUUCAUCCAGCUGCAAGAAGAACUGGACCAGGGUAACAUUAUUAGCAAAUGUGUGACCCGGAGAAAGAAAUCCACCAUAACAGUUAGUGCUGAUGUCAGCCGCAGAGGCCAUGUUCAGAUUGGAAGUCCCCAGAAUUUCCGUCCAGUCUCCUCCAUAAUUGAUGUUGACAUCUUGCCUGAAUGCCACAGAAGGGUUCGUCUGUACCACCAGGGCUCAGACAGGCCUCUGGGUUUCUUCAUCCGUGAUGGAAUCACUUUCAUUGUAACUCCUCAUGGACUUGAGAAAGUUCCAGGAAUCUUUAUCUCACGUAUCGUUCCUGGUGGAUUAGCUGAGAGCUGUGGUCUUUUGGCCAUUAAUGACCAGAUCCUGGAGGUCAACGGUAUUGAAGUUAUAGGGAAGACCCUGGAUCAGGUUACAGACAUGAUGAUUGCUAACAGCCGCAACCUAAUCGUCACUGUAAAACCAGCAAACCAGACCAAAAGUAUAAGAAAUCCCAUCAUCUCUCGAAACCCAGAACUCCAACUUGAUGGCAAGGGUUCUAUAAGCUACCCAGGACUUCCUAUUAUUAUGCAAGCCUAUGAUUGGAUGCGUAACGACUCAGUGAGUGAUGAUGAUUCAGACAUGGUUGUGGACAAUACUGUGAAACUCUCAUCACAGUGCUCGAGUGCCUCUCCAUCUUCUCAAAAGAGCAUUCACAAUCACCACAGAAAUGGCCACCCCUACUCUCAAGAACUGUGUCAUUCACAGCCCUGCCUCAAUUUCACAGCUAAUGCUGGGCCCAGCAUUUCAUUACAGAGAGAACAGAGCUCACGGCAGCAUUAUCAGGGCAACCCAGCAUUCAGGCAGAGAACGUCUAGCACCUUUGACAUCUUGGGUGCAUUAAGCCCAGAUCUGCAGCAGCGCCUCAUGAUACCCCAAUGGGCCAUGGAGGAGGAUGGAACUGCUAUUACUUUAUGAUACUAACUUUAUUUAAAUCUCUAUACUAAGGCAAUUUUUGGGCACAUUGAUUUUUUUUUUAUGGAACAUAAACCACUGUAUAAAAUAUUUUACAAUAGAUAUCAUAUUAACUCUUGUAAUCAAUUUUCAUUUUAAAAUAUAACUAUUAAUACAAAUAUAUUUUAGUUAUUCAACAUUAAUACUCUCUCUAAAUCUCCUAUAAUAGCUAAAAAUCUUUCAAAUAUAUUUUGAUUAUCUUCGUGUGUGUGUGUGUGUGUGUGUG